Molecule: messenger RNA, 16475 nt
Organism: Apis cerana (Asiatic honeybee)
Lineage: Eukaryota; Metazoa; Arthropoda; Insecta; Hymenoptera; Apidae
Product: protein split ends
Cellular component (GO): nucleus; chromocenter
Molecular function (GO): chromatin binding; DNA binding
Source: RefSeq, a predicted model, not a curated record
AUAACACGACGUACGUCCGUCCGUGCGAUUUAACGUGAAUUGUUACGGCAAUAUAAAGUGUUUUUUAUACCGAGAGUGUAUUCGCGCCAUUACCGAUCGAGCGAGCCGUGGCUCGGUCACGAUUAACCUUUACGUAUUCAGUGUCGAAGAAAAUGGCUUUCUGCUAUAGUGUGUGAACGAAGAUUCAAAAUAGCAUAUUUUUUUUAGUGACAGUGGCUUACAAUGACAUAAUUGAGUGGUAUUCAUUAAUCGAAAAGUGCGUCUAUGUGAAACGGAAUAAUUAGAACUGCGACCACGAAUAAAGCGACAAGACCAUGGCAAUGACACAACGACCUUAACUAUUUAUCUGACAAAAUUAAAUUUUUCUCAUUUAUAAAUGUAGUACUAUUUUCACCAAAGUUGACUUGGAUGUUGUUUGUUGAUCUACAACAUUCGCUAAAAUUUCCUAUUUUAAACGCAGUUUUCCAGCGUAACCUACUAUACCGCGUUACGUAUAACAGCGUGUUCAAGAGUCUAGGUUAGUUGAAUGCUUGGCCCCAUUGUGUUGUUUGAACGCGACUGAAUCGGUAAACGAGACAAAUGAAUGAAUCGUCGCUUUGUAAAUCAACUUUGUAAAUGACAACAGACGCAUAAUUUUCUAAUAAACAAUGUUAUUAUUUACUGUACGUCAAACGGGUAUUGGGAAUGGAAAUUUUGAAAGAAUUAUUCUUUUUUUAUUUUUUUUGCUCCAAAUGUCAUAGAAUUUAUUUAAGAAUAUACGAUUUAUUAUAAGUAAUUAUCCAAUUUUUAAAUGUUUUCUCAUAGAAGAAAUCUCUUAGUCCAUAUGAAUAUAAAAACAAAAGUAAAAUAACGUUUUCAUUUUCGAAACGAAUUAUUUUUCACGAAAAUAUAUCGAUCAAAUGGAAAAUGUUGAUCUAUCAUCUAUGAUCUAUCUAUAUUGUUUUCUAUGAUAUAUAAUGAUCGAACAAAGAGAAUAAUAGCGAAUAAUUUUACUGUGAUUUCCGAUACAUUAAAAUUACGAACAAUCAACGAAACUAGUAUGAUGGUAGAGUAUACCAAUCACAAGAGAGAGGUUAGACGGGCAUUGACCGGUGAAUAGCGCGUGUCUUUCGUCCGACGGAUACUCUCUAAUUUCAAAAUCUUGGCACCGUUGUUAUAGUCUGUGAUCAUCUACGAAGAAAGUGUUUGUGAGCGUGUUCGCGAUUUAAAAAUUUAUCGAGAAAUUAAGCAAAGAGAGAACGAUCGGUGAACUGUCCAUCUGGUAUGCGGUGCACGGUCAAGCCAAGGAUGUCGAAUAACAAGAUCGUGUAUGGCAGGUGUGAGAUUCGAAUGAUCGAUGAGCGUACGUGGCCAAGAGGAACGACCGAUAGAAAGCGGUGGAUUUCGGUGGUGGUAGACGCGUGAUCAUUUCCGUUUAUGGGAGGAUGCGGCAGAACCUGGAGGUAUCUCCACGUAGGCGUGCUACCUGCGUUCCAGUGAUGUCCGUGUCGGGGUUACUUGCAGCGCUGCUGGACCUGGACCAUGGCCGGCAAGCCUGAGCAGCCGUCCACACACCCUGCUCUCCCGACUCACGGACAUCAGCAUCAACAUCACCACCAUAAUCAACAACAACAACAACAACAACAGCAACAAGAACAUCCUCAACACGCACAGGGGAUUCAACAAAAUAGCGUUCUAGUCUACGUUUCGGGGGAGAAUUUUGCGUACGCGACGGCGGUCGGUCAGAAUGCCGCCGCCGCUGCUGCUGCUGCUACCGCAGUCGGCUAUCAGUCUCCACAACAGGCAACGUACGCCGGCAUUCUGCCGCCGCAGGUGGCGACGGCGGCGGCGACGUUUCCCGCCAAAACCGCCAUUUAUUGCAACGACAACAACGGCACCGUUGGAACCACGGUUAACAAUUGUUGCCGGUUAAAACCGCUCGAAUAUGUGUCCACCGAUGGAGAGUCGAGCCGAUCGGCACGAUCCAUGUCCACCGGUAACACCGAAGACGAAGAAGAUUAUGGAUCGAUCGUCUCCAACAACGGUUUAUUGUACAGACAGACGACGAAUCUGGUUCAAACGACCGGCACGUCCACGACCACCACGAUGACGUGUGUAGCGGCGGCGUGCGACGGCAAAAAUCCGGAAAACCGAAAUCCAUUGGAAAACGAUUCGAGUAAUACCGACAACCUCGCAACGAACAACGUGGAGCCGAUCUGUAGGGUGAACGUCGGUGAAAUGCUACCCAACAAAUUAUUUUCAACGAGGAUUCACGGUGACGUUUAUCCAUCAGGAGCGAGAUUGGGCGACGGUUACAACGGUAGCGGUAGUCAGAUCACGCAAGGGAAUCCCGGGGAGGGUUGCGUCGGUGUUUUAAGCGACGACGCCUGUGUCGCGUACGUACGAAACGAACCGUCUCAAGCGUCCGCGAGUGUUUUUCAAGGCGACAGUAUCGAACAACGUAGCAUCAAUAUGGAGGAGAAAAGCCGGCAACAGGACGGUUUCGAUAACCAAACCGGCUCGUCGCUCUCUUCGUCCGGUUCGAAUGUCGGUGUUGUCAGUGGUGGCGGUAGUGUUGUCGUUAUCGGUAGUGGUGGUAGUGGUGCGACUAGCUGUGACUCUGUCCGAUCUGAUACCGGUGAAUCGUCGACGUAUAGUAGCCUGAGCAGUCCCGAAAGUCAAAGUCAAUCAGCACACGAUGGUUUGUCUGCCGCGUCGGUUAACGGCGGCGGUUCGUGCGCGCAGCAGGCUGCGCGUCAGCCGCCGCUUUCGCGCAUCAACAAUUCGAACAAUAACAACGUCGUUCAACAAAAUGUAGUGCUGACAAUGAACGGUAGUGCGGUGGUUACGCAGCAACAGCAGCAGCAACAAGCAAUUACGGUACCACGUGGAUGGAAAAGGAUAUGCACCAACGGCGUCAUCAUUUAUAUCAGUCCAAGCAGCACAGCGCUGGGUUCGCUGGAUCAGCUGAAGGAGUACCUGACAACAGUGGGAACCUGCAAAUGCGGUCUCGAGUGUCCGCUAAGACCCGAACAGGUCUUCAACUUCGACCCCAAGGUUGUGACACGACCUUGGAGCCCGGAUCAGGGCAAGACGCGGGAGAUGACCAAGCUAUGCAACCAUAAGAGGAAACUUUUGCUGCCAACUACGGCGGCUGCCAGUCCUGUUGCAUCCUGUACACCGGCGGUCUCCUCCUCGGCUUUAUCCGCCGGACCGGGCGCAACCGCGAUCCACGUGAACGCAGACUCGCCCACCUCGCCUGACAAAGCCAGGAAAGAUGGUCUCAAUAAGAAAAAGAAGAGGAAAAUAGGGGGGAUAGGAAACAUUUUCUCCGGAGUCUCUGUCUCGCAACUUAUGGCACAACGUGAAAGAGCUAUCGUUACGGCAGCUGGGGUGCAAGGAUCGCCAGUGCCAAAUGGAUCGCAGGUGUGGCCAAUUGCGAUACCCAAUUUGCAAGUUCAACAGAGCAAUCAACAAAUCUGUCAUCAAACGCUGAAUUCACCUUCGCAAACUCAAGAUAUUAACGGCUGUGCAACCAGAAAUCCUCAACAAAGGUUAGGUCAGCAUAAUAUGUCUGGAAUGCUAAUGGGAAAUUCGCUGAUAAUGAAUCAGCAGAGCACUAAUUUCAACAACAUGAGUCAACAGCAGCAACAACUGUUGCAACAGCAGCAUCAACAGCUAAUAUUACAGCAACAACAGCAACAGCAGCAGCAACAACUUAUGCAACAGCACAUGUCCCAGCAGCAACAACAGCAACAGCAACCACCGCAACAAUUGAUGCCUCAUCAUCAGCAGAUGCAACACAUGCAAAUUUUACAACAACACGAGCAGCAACAUCAAAAUACAGUUGUGAAUCAGUUAACGCAACAACAAGCUCCCCAUUAUCUCAAUCAAUUGAAUCAACAACCGUUACACAUAAUGCAGCAACAGGAACAUUUGAGCCAACAGCAACAGCAACAGCAAUUACAUAUACAACAAAUGCAGAAACACAAAAUGCAGCAGCAACAACAACAACAACAACAACAACCGCACAUGACUCAAGAAGUUGACCAAUCGGGCAAUUAUCCUCAACAUUCGUCGGAGAAUUAUGCACAUCACAUGCAAUCCUCGCAAGUGACGGGUCAAGCUCUUCAUCCACAAUUGCACCAAAUUCAUCAACAUCAAUUACAGCAACAAACGCAGCAACAUCAAGCUAAUCAACACGUGAUGCAGGCAUCGGCGGACCAUUUUCAAAUGCAGAUACAGCAACAGUUACAACAACAGCAACAGCAUCAACAUCAACAAGUACCUCAGGUGUGCGUGCAACCUCAGUAUCCUAAUCAACAAUUGAAUCACCAUUCGUUGGAUGUGAUGCAACAACAAACUUCUGGUUCUGUGAUGAAUACCGCCGACAUGCAGAAUAGAUUGAAUCGAACGUCUUCUGUGACGGAAGAGGAAAUGAACGCGAAGCAAAUGCAACAACAGCAGCAGCAGCAACAGCAACAACAACAACAACAGCAGCAGCAGCAACAACAACUUUUGUUGCAUAAUCACGCGGUACAACGGCACCAUGUCGUACAAAAUGGAAACUUGUCAAAUAAUUCGCACGAAAACAUGCAACGAAUGUAUACUCAGAAUCAAGUUCAAUAUCCCGUGAGAAAUUUUGACGGUUCGAAAGGGACUGUCGUAGAUGUGAAACAUCAGCAACAAUACGCUUUAUCGAACGUAACGGGAAGGAGCCCGAAUACCAAUCACGGUGUUGAGGCACAGCCUGGAAUGGGACCAAACCCGGGCCAACCCGGUAACGUGCAUUUCAACUCGAGGACACCCCCUUGGCAGCAAAAUCGAUCAGCUUCGGCCUCUCACCAACCUUCUCUCGUCACGGUCCAGAACAUCACGUGCAACUCGUUCGAUCGUGUCCCACCCCUGCAUCAUCACAUUCCACAAGCGUCCACCUGGACCGACGAAGUGGCGCGAAAGAAAGCCAAGUCUGGCAAGAUAAUCGUGAAGAAACAACGCCAGCACAGCGUGACGGAUGUUCGAAGUAACAACCUCGAUCAAUCGGCUUCGAGUCCGAUUGACGAGUUCAACGAGAAAAAUCAACAACAGAACAACAAUCAAAUAGGAUCGACCGUUAACAGCAGCGGUCCCUCGUUCCUAGAAGAUCCGAGCGGUUACCUCGCACAGCAGACCGCGUUGUUGAAUAGCACGAUAUCGAGGCAGACCGGUGUCAGUAGUUCCCAAGUGGGAAUGGCUAAUAACUCGAAACCACCGCAAACGAGUCACGGAUCGCAUUUGCCCAACAACAGUUAUCUUCCACAACCAAAGCCUUCCUCCGGCACUAGCCCUACCAGCACGUCGACUUUCAAUUCCGUGAAGAAUCACGCCACCUCGCCUGUGGUCGUGCACAGUAGCAUGACGCCGACUUCGAGUGGAGGUGGUGGGACAGAUUCUGAGAGUAGCCCUUGCCAAGGUUGCGUUACCAGUGCCGAUACUCAAUCCUACGUUCAGGAUCAAUACAAACAACAAAUGCAACGCCAGUACCUGAUGCAUUCAGAUCAACGCGAGGAUCCUGUCACGUCGUCAACGUUCGGCGAACAGUAUCAGAACAAUCAACAACAAGCCGACUCGAGGCCGAUCCAAGGUGGUACAGUGAGCACUAGCCAUGGCUCGCCUAUCGGCACCAACAGUCCAGCGAAUUCGGACACGCCAGCUUCGUCGACACCCGGUAUAUCGCAGCCGGCCACGCCUCAAAGUCUUAUUUCGUCUCAACCGUCGACGCCCCACAGUUAUUCGCAACCGCCUACACCUCAUUCGCAUUCUACUUCUUCUGGUCAGGUGCCAUCUCAACCUUUAACGCCCCAAGCUCAACAACCCUCGCAAUCCUCAGUGAGCAGCGUUGGGCAAGAGCAACGCGCGGAAACGCCUUGCUCCGCCGCAACAAGUUCAAACGUCGUAGUUCCUUCUAGUACGCCCUCAUCGCAAACAUCCAGUUCCGGUACAGACGGUAUGUCUCAGAUAGCGAAAAGACAGACAACCAGGCAGUCCUCUUUGGAGGGUUAUCAGCCGCAUCCCCAUACCGUAAACGCCGUCUCGAGAGUGCCGAUCAAUCAUUUUGCGGGUACGUCAUCGGUAAUAACCACGAUGGCGAGUGGUCAUACAGUUAGCAGUAACACUAUCACCUCUGUGCUGGCUGGAAGAGCGAAUACCGCCACUGUGUCGAUAAACACGCCUUCUGGAAUACCGAAUCCAGCCAUACCUGAUAUACUUUCGAACAAAUCUCAGCAUCAAGCAUCCUCGACAACAUUGACGAAUGUACCGACCACCGUCGUUCCUACGACUUCGUCCCUUCCGAAUAGUCAAGCGUCGAUAGCGAUAAGCGUCUCAAAAUCGCCGUUGGAAAUGGUUCAGAGUGUCGUGAGUAGCAUACAAGUACCUCAGGCCAGUACUAAUUCACCAGCGCAACCGCAAAAUCAACAACAACAACAGCAACAGCAACAGCAGCAACAACAACAACCGACUCAACAGCAUCCUCAGUCCAACGUACAGGUUCACAACGUUCUUACGUCCGGUGGGAUACUGAAACAUCCUGCUGGAUCUACUCUACCUCCUGGGCACAUACUAGUGUCGAACGGUGGCCAACUAAUAAUGGCUAGCACAGGGUCGGGAAUCAACGGUGUCAUGGCACCGCCACCUCCGAAAAUCAUUUCCAAUUCGAACUCUAUGCCACCUUUGUCGGUGUCCCCUAUGGUGACCAGCGUGACAGGUGCUGUUAGUCAGGUAAUCCCAGCUGUGGGCAUGGCGCAGCAAGUUAUCGGGCAACCAACGGUGCUCGUCAACACUAUACAGACCCCUGUUCUUAUCCAACCCGGUGUCAUGACGAUGGACAGCAUAAGCCAAAAUGUUCAGAUACCGCAUCUAACGGUUGCAACUGGAAACGUGAUACAGAAUGCCCAAUCGAUCCUGGACGCGAAUCAAGACGUGGCGAGGAGCGUGAGCGCGAAUCAAGGGAUGGUGAACCGGCAACCAGCGUUACUCUCUCCUGAAUCGGCAAUGAGCAAGAAGAAGGCGUACAAGAAACGAAAGGCUAAUCCGCAAACAGUGGCCUCGAUGUUGCACAUCGCUUCGUCCCAGCAGAACGCGGGCAUGUUGAUGCAAUCGCAGUCGAACUUCGCGCAGCAGAACUUCCAGACUCAGAGCAUAGGCGGACCGAUGUUGCAAGCAUUGACUAUUGUUCCUGGAAAGGGUGGAGCUCCGGCUCAAUUGGUAAUGAACGGGCAGGCUGGCGCCACAUCGGCGCAGUUCAACGCUCAACAAAUCAUCACGAAUCCUCAACCGGCUCAGCAAAUAAAUCUUUUACAACCGGUGAAUUUGUUGAACGGCGCCGCUGGUAUGGUACAAAAUUUCCCCACCAUACAACAGUUCAUCGUACCUGGUAUAGGGAGUAUGGUGAUGUCCGCGGAUGGGACGGCUACUUUGCUCCAGGACACGGGAAAUAUCGGUAUGCAGUUACAGAUCCAGAACGUGAACGGUCAGAACGUGUUGACCCCGGUUCAGAGCCACAGCGGAAUAUUCAAUCCGAGUCAGAGCAUUUUGGCAGCUGGUCCUGCUGGAAUGGUGAUUCGGGCGCCGCAAGCCACCGGAGGGAAGAUAAUUCAACAGCAUAGCCCCGGCGCGCAAUUUCUCUCGCCGAACAGCGGACAAUUUUUGGUGAAUGGAACCACGUCGUUUGGGAAUCAAUUGAGCCCGAUAGUGGCGAACGUGAGCCCGAAUCAGCAGGUGACUUUCAACACAUCGCAGGUACGACCGACAAACAUGCAGGGACAGCAGGAAUUCAUACAGAUGAACGGGCAGACAUUGAUGGUACCUUGCGGGACAGCGCAAAAUAUCGCCGUUUCGUCUGCUCCCAAUCAACAAAAUACGACGUUCGUUCAACAGAACACCACAAUCGUGCAGCAACAGACGACCAUGGUAUCUAACAAUCAGAUACCUAAUUUUCAAGCUGCGGCUUCUAACGGAACCACGGUCGAUCCUUCCUUAAAUAUCGAUCACAAUCAAUCGUACAUCUUGAGUUCUGGAAUGAUUCAAGGAAAGGCACCUACCUCUCCUAAAAGUAGCGUGAAUUCGCCCUCCUCUGAGCAAAACGUUGAACAACAGCAGUACGUUCUUGCGAGCAGCAGCACGACCGUGGUCGAGAAAACGGGUCAACAGAGCGAUCAACACAGCCCUCUGAUGGCAAGACACUCGGUGUCCACCCAGACAGCUGGAAACCAAGCCAAUAUGGCUCAGUCGGCUAUGAUGAGGCAAGGAUCACCGCCUGACACUACCACUCACAGCCCAGGAAAUAGCCAAAGGUCGAAUAGUCCCGCUGUGGACACUACGACGCAUGGAGCUGCCUCACCUGCACCACCGAUCACAGCUAGACAUCAUUCGUCGUCCACGCCAAUGGUUCAUUGCGUGUCGAGUAGCGAACCGGACUCGGGCGACGUUCCAGUGGCAUCUGAAGAUUGGAGGAUUCAGGGUAUCACGACGAAAGAGAUCACGCUUAGUCAACCGGGUCUCCAUGGAAAAACAUACGUGGAAUCGACGGUUACUACUGGGAUCCAGAUCUAUACGUCAGAGACGUUGAAGCAAGCCGAAGGUGUGGUGAGCACAGUGAGGUGCGAGGGCAGGGAACAUGCCCUCGGCCGCGGAAUCAAGCGAAAGCUGGACUCCAUCCAUUCCAUGCAUUCUACCCUGCAUGAAGACCAAGAUGUAGCCGAGGCAAAGUCGGAGGAGAAGAGCCAGAGGAAACUGGAGGUGGGUGAGCUAGUAUGGGGCGCCGCAAGAGGAAGUCCGGCGUGGCCGGGCAAGGUCGAGUCUUUGGGCCCACCGGGCACCAUGACGGUGUGGGUCCGUUGGUACGGGGGCGGGGGCGGUCGGAGCCAGGUCGAGGUCAAGGCUCUCAAGUCCCUCUCCGAAGGCCUCGAGGCGCACCACCGUGCGCGAAAAAAGUUUAGGAAAAGUCGUAAAUUGAACAUGCAGCUGGAGAACGCUAUACAGGAGGCGAUGGCCGAGCUGGACAAAGUGACGGAGUCGAGCAAGGAGCAGAAGGUCGGCGGGAAGUCGUGCAAGGUGUCGAGCGGAAGCAAGGAGAGCGGCAACGCCUCGAAGCAGGAUGGGAAGAGGUCGUCGUCGAAGAAGGCGUCUGUCGGUUCUGUGAAUCCUGUCGCGGCUGAACAAAAACAGUGUCGGUGAUCCGUGUCGAUGGAUCCUCGUACCAGUCAAUUUAAUAGAUCACGAUGAUAAACGCACUGUUCCAUCUGUGAACGAUAAUCAAACGUGUUAAUUUUGUGAUUGAGAAACACCGACACCGAAAACUUCCUCUACAACGUUGUUUUUUAAAAUUCUCGACUGACAGGUACACACACGCGCAUACACACGCAUGUACACAUACAUAUACACACGGUGUUUCCGUUGAUAAAAAAAAAAAAAAAGAAAGAAAAGGCGUUGGAAAUCUCGAGCGUUGUAUUCGAUAAAAUGGAUGCUUAAUUGGAAAAAUUUUUAAUCGUGGAUAAUCCUUUUUGAUCGAAUGGUAAAUUUUAAAGGGAUAAUUUGUAAUUCUUCUUGAUAAUGAAAUUUCGGAUCGAUUUUGUCGGGACGCAACGCGUCGAGAUUUUGAAUUUUCCUAAAGCUUUACGAAGAUUAGAUUUCAAAUUUUUCGAAUUCGAUAUAGUUAUUCAAUACAGACUUCUGUAUUGCGAUCACAAUAAUUGUGUAAAGUUGAAUCGUAGCUAUAUUAUAAUUAGAAUUGUGUAAAAUUAUUUUACAUUAUCUUAUGGGGAGGGAAAUGGGAUCGAUAUGUAAUGAAUUUUUGACGUUUAAAAAUUCUUACGAUGGCCGAUAUGUAAUAUAAAAGAUGAUGGAAGUCGCAAUACGGAAGUAAAAAUUGUUGAAUAAAAAAGGAAAGCGUAGAAUAUAAGCGAAAUUAAUUGUUGUAUAUACAUUUCUCUUCUAUUGGAGUAAAAUAAGAAUUGUUCAAUUUUAGAAAAUUACAGGAUGCUAAAUAAGUAUCAUUCUUUCAAAGAUGAAGGAAAAAAAGAAAAGAAAAAAAACAAGAGAAAUCAAUAUCCAGUGGUCCAGUUUAUUGAAAAUAACAAAAUGAUGAAUCCAUAAAAUUCGAAGAAAUUAUCUUACGAUUGCCCUGCUAGAAUCAAAAGUAGUUAAAAGUAGAGAUUAUAAAUAAUACGUUUUUUCUCGCGAUGACACACAUUUAUUUUUUAUUUCUUUUUUUUUUUCUCCUGUAAAUAGACAUCGAUCAAACCAGGAAUGAAAGUUUUUAGAGAUACCGAUGAAUUUUCUCGUUCAAAUACAUUAUAUGUUAAUAGAGGAAGCGGAAAAGUCAAUCGAAUGUGAUCGAAGCGACUGAAUUGUAGAACUAACGAAAAAAAAAAAAAAUGAAAAAUGAAAAAUAUUGCGUAAUCGAAUUAAUAAAAAAAAAAAAAAGAAACGAAAGAUUUUUAUCAAUCGAAAGUCAGUCGAGAUACAUAUUCGACGUGAUAUAGGAUUAAUUCGUCGUUAUUUCUCCGCAAUAAUUUGCCGUUAGCGAGCAUGAUCAAGCGAAACGCAAUUUUUCACAUUUGAUUCUUUGCAAACAAUCGGCCACUCGCUAAUUAAAAAGAGCAAAUUGUUGUUAAACAUUGCGCGUAAAUCGUAAAAAAAAAAAAAAAAUAUUCUAUCCUCGACAAUGGGCCCUGUUGAACGCUUAAUUUGUUAAGAAUAUUUUUAAAAUUUACUUGACAUAUUUCUGAAACGAAAAAUUGUUGGAUUUGCGCAUCGUCAGAUAUUUUUCUUUAACGUCGGAAUGAGCAGAGAGAAUGAAAAUUGUAAAAAAAUGUAUUUGUAAUUAGAGAAAGUCAUUAGUGAUGAGAGAGAGAGAGAGAGAGAGAGAGGGAGAGAAAGAGAGAGAAAGAGAAAAAAAAUAAUAAUUAUAUAUCGACCUGUCAAUUGGCGUGAAACUGGCCUAGAAUAUGCAUUCUUCGUGUUAUUGCACUUAUGCAAUGUAAAAAACUACAUACGGAUAGUAAAAUUCAUCAUGCUCAGAAACAGGUUUUGAUUUUCGAGAAAAGGAAUGCACGUAGUUGGUUGGCAUCGAUUGUAAAAAAAAAAAAAAAAAAAAGAAAAAGAAAAAGAAGAAAAAUACCAUACGUGCAGACUAUAGCUUUUUCCUCGAUAGUUGACACAAUUUCUGUGAAACUAUAGUAGAUUUUAGCAGAGACGAAAUGUAUUUUAUUCACCAACUCGAACUAUAACGAGAGAGAGAGAGAGAGAGAGAGAGAGAGAGAGAGAGAGAGAGAGAGAGAGAGAGAAGAAAGAAAAAAUGUUAUUCCGUAGGAUUACGCGAGAUUCGCGCGAAGAGAAUGAACGGAGAACGCGAUUCUCGCAACUUUCGAACUGGAGACGUUGUUUCGAAUGUUACAUUAACAUUCACGGACACAAGAUGAUGUGAUAAGGGGGCAUAAGAGGUAUUUGUAUCUUGAAGACUUACGUAAUCGCGUGUAACGAGUUAGCAUCCGGUGUUCCAUUUUAGAACGACGAAUACACUUUCGUGCAUACGUAAACAUACACACACAUACACACAUAGACAUGUCACCAUGUUUCCCUUAUCUUUUUUUUUUUUUCUUAUUUUUAUCACGUGCACGCGCGAGUGUGUUUACGCUUACAUUCAAGAUGCUGAAACAGAAGAGUACUACGUGUAGGUGUUAAAAAUGAUAUUUUUGCGAGAGAAUCGAUAUUACAGUAUCUAUAGAGAGAAAGAGAAAGAGAGAGAGAGAGAGAGAGAGAGAGAGAGAGAGAGAGAGAUCCAAUGUUUCCGAUCGAUUAUUUUUUUUUAAAUUUUUUUUUAAAUAUUUUUAAAAAUUUUUUUUGUAUACAUAAGUGUACAAGAUGUAAAUUGUUUUACCGGAUUGCGCGAGUAAAUAUCGAAUAACCUCGACACGUUGAAACACUUUUUAAAUCAUGACUGGUUGCACAGAGCCGGCGUUUUCUUUUUCUUCUUCUUUUUUUUUUUUUUUGAUCCACGUAAUAAUUUUCUAACGGAAGUAAUCCUUUAGGUGAUAAAAUUAUAACGAUACAUAUAACGAUGUAUAUCGUGAUUCGAUAUUGUCGCGAACGAAAAUGAUAAAUGAAUCUAAAAGUGUAGAUAAAGAAACUCGAAGUCUCUGCGAACUGUCGUAUUUCCGAUUUUAAUCGGGCACACACUGGAUUUUUCACUUUUAACAAGACCGGGUCUUUCGAGUAACGUAACGUAAAGAGUCAAUUUUGAUUAAAAAAGGGAAAAGAUAGCGAAGAAAAAAAGAAAAAAAAAAGAAAAGAAAAAAAGAAAAAAAUGAAACGAAAGAAGCGUGAAACGCUGAGAAUAUUAAAGAGUCAUAACGAAGAUGCUUUUCUAAUAUUUUCCAAGUGUGCGUUUUAACACGCGUUCUCUCUUUUAACAUUUUUUUUUCUAUUUUUUCGUUUUUUUUCUUUUUUUUUUUUUUUUCUUUCAAUCGUACGAUAGCGUGUAAUUCAUCUUUAUUUUUGUAUUAACGCAAAAAUCCAAAACUACACACCGCGUUAUUACACAGCGCACAAUUUAACUCCGAGACGCGAGAAAUGUUCCUUUGAAAGCAUGCACGCAUAAAUAUGUACAAAACCAUACAGAGCGAAUCUUUAAAAGUUAGUAGAAUAUACGAGUAUUAAAUGGAUAUUUUAUUUCGACUAUCUGGUUGAAAAACCAUUGUCUAGAAGAAAAUAUUUCGAUCCGGGAUAAACUUUAGAUUAAUACGUUGCUUAUCAAUCGGAACCAAGUGAAAAUGAACUCUUUUUCAAUUCUUCAAUGUGUGUCGAAAAAAAAAAAGAAUAAGCGUGAUGAUACACCAUAUCCUUGAUAUCGAUCGAUUUUCAUUUUUGUUACACACGAGAUGUUGAAAAGUUUUAUUGGAUUUGAUAAAUGAGAAUCGAGCUUUCAAAAAUUUGAAUCGAUGCAAUUUGAUGAGCAACGUGUUAAGAGCAAAAUAUUCGAUAGUUUUAAACACACAAUAGACAGACAAUAAAGAAAAUGCAAGUAUCAAAAGAGAAAGAGGAUUGCGCGAAUUCUUUUUAUGACUCGUUACUUCGACUUUCGAAGGAGAACAUUCUCAGUCGAGCGAAUUAUUCUACGAAACUGUCGAUUAUUCGUUGCUAAAAAAAAAAAAAUGUGUGAGAAAAAGUCAUUGUGGAUAAAAAAUCAAAUAAUUCUUAAAAUUUCUAUAACUUUUCCACAUUGUCAUGAAACUACUUAAUUUUUCUAACUGGUCUCAACGUGAACUUUACCGUGAAGGAAUACUGUUCGAAGUAUUCGUAAUUUUCGAUCAAUCGCUUUCUAAAUUGUUAUUUAAUAAUAUACGAUACUUUUAUUAACAAUUGUAAGACAUAACAGUUAUAGUUUCGUAAAUUAUCAUUUAUUUCAAAUUCUACAUCUAAUUUCUAUAUUUCUAGAUUCCUAAAAUCCUCUAACAAGUUCAAAAAUUCAUUAUGGAAUUCUUUGAGAGAUUAGAAAAAUUGAACGUAACGUUGAAAUUCCAAACUUUGAACGAACAGUUUAUGAAAAUUAGUUUCAUUUGUCUCUAAAAAAAAAGAAAUAUUUAACACAAAAUUAAAUUAUACGAAUCAAUUUUUCAUUACAAUUCUACAAUGUAAGGAUUUAUGUUUUUGCAACACGAAAGUAGGAUCAAAACUUUCAAAUUUUAUUCCAAGGAAUAAAAUCCGUUCCUUCCCUGUCAUAGCAACGAAUAAUCGCCUUUUUUGAAACGGCGACUCAAGUCACGUCGUUCAUACAAUAUUUCACACUUUCUCCACAUUUAUUCACGCGCCUCUAAUAAACAACGGUACAUCAAAUCAAAUCAAAAGCUCGCGGCAAGACUGACGUGUCGUCGGGCCUUUCCUUCGAAUUCAAAAGAUGGUCUCGUCUUUUAUCAAAAAAAAAAAAAAAAAAAAAAAAGGACAAAAAAACGACGAGACGAUUAAAACAAAGAGACACUUAGAGCCUCAGGAAGACCAAAACAAAAUAAAUAAAUAAUUAAUUAAAUAAAAGAUGCAUUAUCUCAGAUUCGUAGAUUUCCGUUUUUUGAUCAGUGGCGAAAGACAUAUCACCGGCCGUGGAUAACGAUUUUCGAAUGAAGGAAUCGGUACAGGUUUUUCGGCGAAGAACGAAAUGGCGGACGAGAAAGAAAAAAACGAAUCGUUUUCGAAGACUAAUUUCUUGUCCUUUCGAAGAUCGUGCGAAGAAAAACGCGCAAACGGCUGGCAAAUCGCUAUUACACAACAUGGGACCGUUUUAAAGAUAAGACAGUUUUUAAUUUUAUCGUUCAAUUCCCUCGCCCAGUCGACGGCCGUGCUGCGGAAUAUGAUUUCACGGCACGGCUUCCGUAUAUGCUAGUUUCGUAACACAUCGAUCCAGAGGUCGAUUAUUCGACGCGCGUGGAGGGGGACGUUUUUUUUGUCCCCUUUCCCACGGCGUGUUUCGACAAACCGUCGUGGUGGAGAUUGAUAAAUUUAUUACAAAAAAUAAAAAGAUGAAAAAAAAAAAGAAAAAAAAAAGAAUAAGAGAUAAAAUAAAAGAACAGUAAAGACUUACCUCAGUAAACGUAAAUGUAAACGCAAGAAUCAAACGUCUUUAUGAUCGAGAGUACGUAUACACCGUAGAGCCGAUGUCCUUUGUAUAUUUUCCGUAUUGUAAAUAAUUAUACAUACGCCUUAUCGGUAAUUAAUCGCUGUACGAUAACCGUCGACCUUGCGCAUUAUUUAAUAUAUAUACAUACAUAUAUAUAUAUAUAUUAAAUAUCAAAUUUAUGCGAAUUCAUUGGAAUUCAAUGAAACUUGUGUAAAAAAAUUUGCAGAAAAAGCGACGCCUGUCGAGAAAGAUACUUCGAUCUAGCGAAAAAAAUUAAUGCUUUAAUUAUUGUGAAUUAAUAAUUAGCUUUCGAUGAUUUUUUUUUUUUAACGAAAGGUGAAACGAAUUUUACGAAUUUGUGCAACAAUUUUUAAAUAUCAAUUUCUGUACAUAUUAUGUUUGUUUAUCCAUUGUUUGCGACGUUUUUUUAAUCAAUGUAAUUUUAAUAUACCGAGAAUUAGCUCGUUAGCACUGUUUGUAUAUGUGUAACAUUCUUUUUCAUUAUUUGAUCUAUUUUGUUAGUUAUUAGCCGAUGCUAUUAUUAAUCAUUGUCCAGUCUGUGUUUCCGAGUUGAGAUUUGUUUCUCUAGGAAAAUAAAUUUUAGCGAGAAUAAUAAACACAUGCGUAUAUCUAUUUUUUGUGUUUUUGUUAUACAAUUUUUUAUGUAUUAUUAUUUUUUUUUAUUAGCGAUACAAAAUGAUUUAUUUUUUUUUAUUUCUUUUUUUUUUUUUCUUUUUUAACUACAAUAAGAUUUUUCGAAGCGAGAAUCACGACGGAAGGGGAGGAUCGUGUUGAUGGAUAUAUUUAGAAAUUUUACAUUCAUUAGUAUCGACCUGCGUUGCUUUUUCUCGAAUCGAGAUCAAAAUCGAAUAUAGAGAAUUGUAAGCACGAUAAUGUGAAACGAAAAAAAAAAAAAAAAAAAGAAAGAAAGAGGCCUACGUUAAUCGACACUCUGUCUAUCUUUGUUUUUUCGUAUUUCAUUUUGCAUUUGCGAAGGGCGGACGGGUACGAUAAAACAGUGACUAAUAAGUUAAACACGUUUAGCCAUGCGGCACGACUAGUAAUUGCGGGAAACAAAUUUUUUGGAGAACUAUAUAUAUCGAUAGUUAUCGAUGUAUGACUGAGAGAGAGAGAGAGAGAAAGAGAGACAGAAAGAGAGAGAGUUUUUUCGGCAAAUAUUUAUUACUAUUAUUAUUUAUCAAAAGAAAAAAGAAAAAGAAAAGAAAGAAUGUAGUUAUAUUUAACGAAACGUUUCGUUCGAGCUUGUUAUGUUUUGAGAGAGAUCUAAAAGAAAAAGAAAAUGAAAUGAAAGGCGACUUUUGUUUAUUGUCGCGUAACGUGUUAAUGAGAAUGAGAGAGAAAGAGGAAAAUUGGGGACGAGUGACAGAGAGAGAGAGAGAGAGAGAAUGAGAGAAUUGCGAGGGAUGGAGUGAAAAUUAGAGUGAAAUUAAACGAAAAGAAAAGAAAAGAAAGAAACGAUCGAUUGAGAUUGCAAAUUUUUGGCGAACGAACAUAGGUUUUAAGAAGUACCAAAACACAAAAAAAAAAAAAAAAAAUGGGAAACUGAUUAAAUUCCUUAGGAACGAACGAUUUAUCCGUGAUCACGAUUAUCGUGUAUGAACAAAUUUAGAAGACAGCGACGAAUGCACUUUUUGGUGUACGAUAUGACUAUUGAUGCAGAUAAUAGCUAUACAUAUUACGAUAUCAUUUGUCAGUGGUAUUACAAUAAGAGAUAAUAAUUUUAUAUUUACAAGAUAGAAAAGAUCGUUGAAUCUAAAUGAGUGUAAUAUACAAACGUCUUGUAUUGUGAAGACAAAAGGAAAAAAAAAAGCACACCAUCACACAA